UCCCCACCAACCUACCUUACCAACGUACGCAAGUAUACGGUAACAACGUGGUUAUGUGUAACGUUCGGUCGUCGCUUUUGCAUCUCGUUAGCGGCGUCGAAUUCUGUUGUUGGCUGUUAGAUCGACAUAUGAGGCUCGCGGUCGACGCGGUCGCGACGCGUUAGAAUGGCGCCUACCAUACAGACCAACAGCAAUCAAGCUGACAGGGACAAACGCGCGGUCAGGCCAGCGGACAAGCGAUCCGAGCUCAUAUGCAGAGUCAAGUAUUGCAACACUCUACCGGAUAUCCCGUUCGACCCGAAAUUCAUAACUUAUCCCUUCGAUCAGACUAGAUUUAUUCAGUAUAAUCCGACUUCGUUAGAACGCAAUUACAAGUACGAAGUGUUGACUGAGCAUGACCUAGGUGUAGAGAUUGAUUUGAUAAACAAGGACACGUACGCUGGCGACCCAAAUGCUCAGUUAGAUCCGGCCGAUGAGAAGCUGCUGGAGGAGGAUGUUCUCACACCUCAGGACUCUAAACGGUCCCGGCAUCACGCCAGGAGCGUUUCCUGGCUGCGACGCACGGAAUAUAUUUCCACGGAGAGUACCAGAUUCCAGCCGCAGACGGCGGACAAGGUUGAAGCCAAAGUCGGUUACAGUAUCAAGAAGAACUUCAAGGAGGAAACGCUGUACAUGGACCGCGAGAGUCAGAUAAAAGCUAUAGAAAAGACCUUCGAAGACAACAUAAAGCCAAUUGAAAGACACUACAGCAAGCCGAACGUAGUACCUGUAGAAAUAUUACCAGUAUAUCCAGACUUUAAGUUGUGGAAAUAUCCAUGCGCGCAAGUCAUAUUCGAUUCCGAUCCCGCGCCGACUGGUCGAUCUGUACCGGCGCAGAUUGAAGAGAUGUCGCAGGCUAUGAUACGAGGUGUGAUGGACGAGAGUGGUGAGCAAUUCGUAGCUUACUUUUUGCCGUUGGAAGAAACGUUGGAGAAGCGUCGUCGGGACUUUACUGCUGGUAUCGAUUACGCCGACGAGGAAGAAUACGAGUAUAAAAUGGCGAGAGAAUACAAUUGGAACGUGAAGAGUAAAGCUUCCAAAGGAUACGAGGAGAAUUAUUUCCUUGUGAUGAGACAAGACGGGGUUUACUACAAUGAACUGGAGACGCGCGUGCGGCUGAGCAAACGGCGCCAGAAGGUCGGACAGCAGCCAAACAACACGCGCCUGAUAGUGCGUCACCGACCGCUCAACGCCAACGAAUUCAGAAUGCAGAGAUAUCGAGAGAAACAAUUGGAACCGCCGGGAGAGGAAGACGAGGACGAAGAGGAAGAGGAGGAGGAGGAGCAGGAACAUCAACAGGAGGAGAAGGCAGACGGGAAAGAUGCAAUGACUGUUAAAGGUUCCGAGGCAGAGAACGAGGGGGAAUCGCGUCCCUCGUCGAGGGCGUCCUCGCUGGCGUCGCGAUCUCGUUCGCGGUCUCGUUCCAAGUCCGGCUCGAGAUCGAGGUCGAGGUCAAGGUCAAAAUCAAGAUCGAAAUCGAGGUCAAGAUCCAGGUCGAAAUCGAGAUCCCACUCACGUUCACGCUCGCGAUCACGCUCACCAACGAAAUCUCGAUCACCGUCUCGAUCGCGCUCGCGUUCUCAGUCGCGUUCGCCGUCCAAGUCGCAUAGUAAAUCGCGAUCACGGUCCGGCAGUCCUCCAUCGAGGAACACGUCGAGGUCUAGAUCGAAAUCGAGAUCGCGCUCGGGAACGCCUGCGAAGUCACCGUCGAGAUCUCGGUCGAGCUCGCGGUCCAAGUCCAGGUCGCGGUCGAGAUCGAGAUCCGGUACCGGUAGCGGUAGCGGUUCCGGUAGCGCGAGCGGCGAAAGCGGCUCCGAGAGCGAAUGAAUCGAGAAGAGUGAUCGAGAGUAUACUCAUUAAUAAAACAUCAUUGCUGUCUGAACCAUUAUUUCAACGAGUGCUGGUUUAUACCGUUGCUAUUAAAACAUAUUUCAGAUAGCAGUUGAUAUUCCCCACCGAAUAUCAGAAUAAUUGCGUACCGAGUGAACGAAAAAAGUAAUUUUGUGUUGGUAACCAUGUAUAGCGAGUAAUCAUUACAGGGUUGUACGAGUGCUCGGAUGCACGAUGAAAGAAAUAAUAAAUUUAUAUGAGGAAA
This is a messenger RNA of Vollenhovia emeryi, 2134 nucleotides long. RefSeq names its product RNA polymerase II-associated factor 1 homolog (gene atms). The record is from RefSeq and is a predicted model, not a curated record. Gene Ontology annotation, biological process: transcription elongation by RNA polymerase II. Gene Ontology annotation, cellular component: Cdc73/Paf1 complex. Lineage: Eukaryota; Metazoa; Arthropoda; Insecta; Hymenoptera; Formicidae. The transcript is spliced from 8 exons. The coding region runs from base 166 to 1866 and encodes 566 amino acids. Gene Ontology annotation, molecular function: chromatin binding; RNA polymerase II complex binding.